Molecule: messenger RNA, 1079 nt
Organism: Lycium ferocissimum
Lineage: Eukaryota; Viridiplantae; Streptophyta; Magnoliopsida; Solanales; Solanaceae
Product: probable prolyl 4-hydroxylase 4
Exons: 7
Coding region: 79-966 (295 amino acids)
Biological process (GO): peptidyl-proline hydroxylation to 4-hydroxy-L-proline
Cellular component (GO): endoplasmic reticulum
Molecular function (GO): iron ion binding; procollagen-proline 4-dioxygenase activity; L-ascorbic acid binding
Source: RefSeq, a predicted model, not a curated record
AAUAUUCAAGUGAGAGUUCACACAAAUUGGAUUCAAAGUUGCAUACAUUUUCUCGAGAAAAUUCCAACAUUUCCCUCCAUGAAUAUCUUCUCACAGAUCUUCACUUUCUUCUUCUUCCUCUUGAUCGCCUUGUUAGUCACUAAAUCAUCAUGCUCCGCAAUUAUCAAUCCAUCUAAAGUCAAGCAAAUUUCAUGGAAACCUAGAGCUUUUGUGUAUGAAGGUUUCCUUACGGAUGAAGAAUGUAAUCAUUUGAUAUCUCUUGCAAAAAAGGAAUUGAAAAGAUCGGCUGUGGCAGAUAAUGAGUCUGGGGAAAGUAAGCUUAGUGAGGUCAGGACUAGCUCCGGAAUGUUCAUUAGCAAAGCAAAGGAUCCUAUUGUCACGGGGAUAGAGGAGAAGAUAGCGACUUGGACUUUUCUACCUAAAGAGAAUGGAGAAGACAUACAAGUUCUAAGAUACGAGGAAGGACAGCAAUAUGAACCACACUAUGAUUACUUCUCCGACAAGGUUAAUAUUGUUCGUGGUGGACACCGCUUAGCCACUGUACUCAUGUAUCUCAGUGAUGUCGAGAAAGGUGGUGAAACUGUUUUCCCUAAAGCAGAGGAAUCAACUCGACGUAGGUCAAUGGCAGCUGACAACAGUUUGUCCGAGUGUGCGAGGAAGGGUAUAGCUGUAAAACCACGGAAAGGAGACGCACUUCUUUUUUUCAGUCUCCAUCCAAAUGCCGUUCCUGAUCCUAUGAGCCUCCACGGUGGAUGCCCCGUUAUUGAGGGUGAGAAGUGGUCAGCAACAAAGUGGAUUCAUGUGGAUUCAUUUGACAAAAUUGUGGGAUCUGAAGGAAAUUGUGCUGAUCAAAACGAGAAUUGUGAGAGAUGGGCUGCACUUGGGGAAUGCACCAAGAAUCCAGAAUAUAUGGUUGGAAGUACAGACCUCCCAGGAAGCUGUAGAAAGAGCUGCAAAGCUUGUUAACUUAUUAUACUUGUGUCUUCCACUUAAAUUAGUUCAAAACAUCUUGUCUUCUGUUCUCUCGGCUCUCAUCUGACGGGUUGUGUUCUAGCUAUUUACUCACUUUGUAAGUACCC